GGCACUGAGCUCAGUGAGACACUGUGAGACGAGGAGAGGCAGAGCAACUAAAGUCAUGAUGAAGAUGAAGACCUUGUUGGCCGUGUUGGGUUUAUCCCUCUUCAGCCUGUGUGUGGCUGACCUAGAAGGAGACGAGCUUCCCUUUGUGAUGGAUGAUCAAUUCGGACCCUCCACUGUUGAGAUCACACACGUCGACGCAGACGCAGGAACAUACGACGCUUCAACAGGUCUUUUCACUGGAACAGUCAGCGGGAAUUAUCACUUCAGCUUCUCUUCUGAAGACUGCUCACCUCGGCUGCUGACGCUGCGCCUGCUGAAGAAUGGAGAACCGAUCCCAACUGUGUUCGACCACAGAGCUGGAAGCAAUGGCAUGGUUGUACAUCUUAAUGCGGGAGAUCAGGUGGCCAUGGACUUCAGAAUCAGUGUCCAUGUCCAUGUCCAUGUCCAUGUCCAUGUCCAUGUCCAUGUUGGACUCAGUGCCAGGUUUAUUGGCAUAUAAGUUUUAAACAUACUAGAGAUUUGUUUGGUAAAUGACAAACACUUAACAGCAAGAUAACAUUAAUGGCGUAGUAUCAGAAUCGAUAAACCUGCUGUGAAAUCUUUGAUUGCACUUUGAUAUGUCAAAUGCAAAACAAGUUUAAAUUUUUUACAUUUGGAGAACCCUUAAAAUACCAUUAAAUCAUUUGCAAAGUGAAAUUUUCUUUUCAUUAAUAAAUUCAGUAACUUCAACU
Molecule: messenger RNA, 731 nt
Organism: Solea senegalensis (Senegalese sole)
Lineage: Eukaryota; Metazoa; Chordata; Actinopteri; Pleuronectiformes; Soleidae
Exons: 4
Coding region: 56-499 (147 amino acids)
Molecular function (GO): protein binding
Source: RefSeq, a predicted model, not a curated record